AUGCCGUUGAAGAGAUCCCAUUCACAGAGACAGUUUGAAGAAGAUUCAUCAUCUGAUGAUGAUGACUACUUUAUAUUAGGAGCUGCUCAAAUUGUCCAUAGUUUUUCCAAUGUCAGAAGAGGUCAUGGUGGCUCUAUCCCUGGGCGUAUGAAGAUUUAUCGUGAUAGGCAAGGAGGCCACGACAGGAUGUUUCGAGAUUAUUUGGCGGUUAAUCCAACGUUCGGACCAGCAAUUUUCCGUCGCAGGUUCAGGAUGUCUAGGGAGCUUUUCCUAAGAAUAAUGAAUGCUAUCGAAGCGCACGAUGACUACUUUGUGCAAAAACGGGAUUGUUGCAAUGAACUGGGAUUGAGUUGCUUCCAAAAAGUCACUGCCGCUUUUCGGAUGCUUACUUAUGGGGUACCAGCUGAUGCUACAGAUGAAUAUGUUCGCAUUGGCGAAAGCACAGUGCUAGAGAGCCUAUGUCGGUUUGUGGGUGCAGUUGUCGAGAUUUUUGAAGAUGAGUACCUGAGAUAUCCCAAUGAGGCAGAUACAAAACGCUUACUGGCACUCGAUGAGAAUAAAGGGUUUCCAGGAAUGUUAGGGUCCAUCGAUUGUAUGCACUGGGCAUGGAAGAACUGUCCGUAUGAAAAACAAGGUCAAUAUAAAGGGCAUGUGGACAAGCCCACUAUCAUUUUGGAGGCAGUUGCUUCACAUGACCUUCGGAUAUGGCAUGCCUUCUUCGGAAUGCCAGGUUCACAUAAUGAUAUCAAUGUUCUUCACCGGUCUCCUUUGUUUGCAAUCUUGGCAGAAGGUACAGCUCCACAGGUUAAUUAUACUGUUAAUGGGCAUGAGUACACUAUGGGUUACUAUCUAGCUGAUGGUAUAUACCCCUCAUGGGCUACUAUAGUCAAGUCCAUCACUCUUCCUAUGGGGAACAAGAGACAGUACUUUGCCAAGGCGCAAGAAGCAGCAAGGAAGGAUGUAGAGCGGGCUUUCAGAGUUCUGCAGGCUAGGUUCCCCAUUGUUCGAGGACCAGCUCGCUUUUGGGACACACAGACAUUGGCAUUGAUCAUGAGGGCUUGUGUGAUCAUGCACAACAUGAUCGUUGGGGAUGAAGGAUCGGUCGACCCUGACGAGCGUUUCGAUGGCGGUGGUCAAAAUGUGCAACCCGGUCGUGGGCAGGCUACUCGUACUCUUGAUGAAUUUAUUGAAGCGCACAGAAAGAUCAGAGACGACGAAACACAUUUUCAGUUGAAGGAAGACCUCAUCGAGCACCUGUGGAGUCAUUAUUCGGGUUUAUAUUAG
Messenger RNA from Panicum virgatum (switchgrass), 1284 nucleotides. Its product is annotated as putative nuclease HARBI1. The record is from RefSeq and is a predicted model, not a curated record. The transcript is spliced from 2 exons. The coding region runs from base 1 to 1284 and encodes 427 amino acids. Lineage: Eukaryota; Viridiplantae; Streptophyta; Magnoliopsida; Poales; Poaceae.